Messenger RNA from Pelmatolapia mariae (spotted tilapia), 5483 nucleotides. Its product is annotated as zinc finger protein 239-like. Gene Ontology annotation, molecular function: DNA-binding transcription repressor activity, RNA polymerase II-specific; RNA polymerase II cis-regulatory region sequence-specific DNA binding. Lineage: Eukaryota; Metazoa; Chordata; Actinopteri; Cichliformes; Cichlidae. Bases 3483 to 4547 code for a protein of 354 amino acids. Gene Ontology annotation, biological process: regulation of transcription by RNA polymerase II. The transcript has 2 exons. Gene Ontology annotation, cellular component: nucleoplasm. The record is from RefSeq and is a predicted model, not a curated record.
UUUAUCACAGUAGAUGUCUUUCUGAAAGUGCUGUAACUAAGUUUAAGAAUAUAAUCCACCCACUGUUAUCAUCUUCAAUGCCCUGUACCAACAUAGAGCAAAGCAGCUAUCUGAACGCUACUCCAACAGAGGUCGAUUAUCUUGUUAAUAAUUUUACCUCCUCACUACUUACGACUCUGGAUACUGUAGCUCUUGUGAAAACUAAGGUCUCAAAUCAGAAGUACCUGACUCCGUGGUAUAAUUCUCAAACACGUAGCCUAAAGCAGAUAACUCGUAAGCUGGAGAGGAAAUGGCGUGUCACAAAUUUAGAGGAUCAUCAUUUAGCCUGGAGAAAUAGUUUGCUGCUUUAUAAGAAAGCCCUCCGCAAAGCCAGAACAUCUUACUAUUCGUCACUGAUUGAAGAAAAAAGGAACAACCCCAGGUUUCUCUUCAGCACUGUAGCCAGGCUGACAAAAAGUCAGAGCUCUACUGAGCCAACCAUCCCUGUAACGUUAACUAGUAAUGACUUCAUGAACUUCUUCACAAAUAAAAUUUUUAUCAUUAGAGAAAAAAUUACCAAUAAUCAUCCCACAGAUGUAAUAUUAUCUACAGCUACUUUUAGUACCAUCGAUGUUAAGUUACUCUUUUUCUCCAAUUGAUCUUUCUGAGUUAACUUCAAUAAUUAAUUCCUCCAAACCAUCAACGUGUCUUUUAGACCCCAUUCCUACAAAACUGCUCAAAGAAGUCCUGCCAUUAAUUAAUUCUUCGAUCUUAAAUAUGAUCAACCUAUCUCUAAUAAUCGGCUAUGUACCACAGGCCUUCUAGGUGGCUGUAGUUAAACCUUUAAAUGGUAAAUGGCCUGUAUUUAUAUAGCGCCUUUAUGGUCCCUAAGGACCCCAAAGCGCUUUACAUAUCCAGUCAUUCACCCAUUCACGCACACAUUCACACACUGGUGAUGGCAAGCUAUGUUGUAGCCACAGCCACCCUGGGGCGCACUGACAGAGGCGAGGCUGCCGGACACUGGCGCCACCGGGCCCUCUGACCAGCGACACUUCUGUGACAGCUGCUCACUUCUAACCUUUACUUAAAAAGCCAUCUCUAGACCCAGCUGUCUUAGCUAAUUAUAGGCCAAUCUCCAACCUUCCUUUCAUAUCAAAAAUCCUUGAAAGAGUAGUUGUCAAACAGCUAACAGAUCAUCUGCAGAGAAAUGGCUUAUUUGAAGAGUUUCAGUCAGGUUUCAGAGCUCAUCACAGCACAGAAACAGCUUUAGUGAAGGUUACAAAUGAUCUUCUUAUGGCCUCUGACAGUGGACUCAUCUCUGUGCUUGUCCUGCUAGGCCUCAGUGCUGCGUUCGAUACUGUUGACCAUAAUAUCCUAUUAGAGCGAUUAGAACAUGCUGUAGGUAUUACAGGUACUGCACUGCAGUGGUUUGUAUCAUAUCUAUCUAAUAGACUCCAAUUUGUUGAAGUAAAUGGAGAGUCCUCUUCACACACUAAGGUCAAUUAUGGUGUUCCACAGGGUUCAGUGCUAGGACCAAUUCUAUUUACAUUAUACAUGCUUCCCCUAGGCAGCAUCAUUAGAAGACAUAGCAUAAAUUUUCACUGCUAUGCAGAUGACACGCAGCUCUAUCUAUACAUGAAGCCAGGUAUCACAGACCAAUUAGUUAAACUGCAGGAAUGUCUUAAAGACAUAAAGACCUGGAUGGCCACUAACUUUCUGCUUCUUAAUUCAGAUAAAACUGAGGUUAUUGUACUCGGCCCUGAAAAUCUUAGAAAUAUGGUAUCUAAGCAGAUUCUUACUCUGCUACGCAUUACCUUGGCCUCCAGUAAUGCCGUGAGGAACCUUCAGGAACAGUCAUUUUUGACCAGGACAUGUCCUUCAAUGCACAUAUUAAAAUAAAUAUGUAAGACUGCUUUCUUCCAUUUGCGCAACAUCUCUAAAAUUAGAAAUAUCCUGUCUCAGAGUGAUGCUGAAAAACUAGUUCAUGCAUUUAUUACUUCCAGGCUGGACUACUGUAAUUCUUUAUUAUCAGGAUGUCCUAAAAACUCGCUGAAAAGCCUUCAGCUGAUCCAAAAUGCUGCAGCAAGGGUACUGACAGGGACUAGAAAGAGAGAGCAUAUUUCUCCUGUUUUGGCUUCCCUUCAUUGGCUUCCUGUUAAAUCCAGAAUUGAAUUCAAAAUCCUGUUCCUCACAUACAAGGUCUUAAAUAAUCAAGCCCCAUCUUAUCUUAAUGACCUUAUAGUACCAUAUCACCCUAUUAGAGCACUUCGCUCUCGCACUGCAGGCUUACUUGCUGUCCCUAGAGUAUUUAAAAGUAGAAUGGGAGGCAGAGCCUUCAGUUUUCAGGCCCCUCUUCUGUGGAACCAGCUUCCAGUUUGGAUUCGGGAGACAGACACUAUCUCUACUUUCAAGAUUAGGCUUUAAACUUUCCUUUUUGCUAAAGCAUAUAGUUAGGGCUGGACCAGGUGACCUUGAAUCCUCCCUUAGUUAUGCUGCAAUAGACAUAGGCUGCCGGGGAUUCCCAUGAUGCACUGAGUUUUUCCCCUUCCAGUCACCUUUCUCACUCACUAUGUGUUAAUAGACCUCUCUGCAUCGAAUCAUAUCUGUUAUUAACCUCUGUCUCUCUUCCACAGCAUGUCUUUCAUCCUGUUUUCCUUCUUUCACCCCAACCGGUCGCAGCAGAUGGCCCCGCUCCUCCCUGAGCCUGGUUCUGCCGGUGGUUUCUUCCUGUUAAAAGGGAGUUUUUCCUUCCCACUGUCGCCAAAGUGCUUGCUCAUAGGGGGUCAUAUGAUUGUUGGGUUUUUCUCUGUAUUUAUUAUUGUGCUAUCUACUGUACAAUAUAAAGCGUCUUGAGGCGACUUUUGUUGUGAUUUGGCGCUAUAUAAAUAAAAUUGAAUUGAAUUGAAAUCAGAAACCACAGAAGUUACAAAUGGUAAAAUGGUAAAUGGCCUGUUUUUAUAUAGCGCUUUUUAUGGUCCCUAAGGACCCCAAAGCUCUUUACAUAUCCGGUCAUUCACCCAUUCACGCACACAUUGACACACUGGUGAUGGCAAGCUACGUUGUAGCCACAGCCACCCUGGGGCGCACUGACAGAGGCGAGGCUGCCGGACACUGGCGCCACCGGGCCCUCUGACUACCACCAGUAGGCAACGGGUGAAGUAUCUUGCCCAAGGACACAACGACCGAGACUGUCCGAGCCAGGGCUCGAACUAGUAACCUUCCGAUUACAAGGCGAACUCCAAACUCUUGAGCCACGAUCGCCCCUACAAGAAAAUACAAAGAUCAUAUUUUAUAAGCACACACUGAAACAACAAUAUCAUCAGUUGAACUUGCAAUUUCGGAAAAGAUUUUCGGAAAAGAUUUUCUUCAUUGAUCAAUAUUUCUUCAAUAAUGUCAUUUUAAUUAAAACUCUCAUUGUGUCACAUCAUUGUAAUGUGAUACUGCCACCAGAAGGUGGUGGAAACACACCUACAAUGUUUUUGUUGACAUGUUGAAUUCCACUGAUGGAGGGAGUUUCAGUUUGUUCCAUGACUGCAUUUCACUCACUGCUUCUGUUUGUAUCUCUGUCACUGCAGGACCAACAUGGAGCAAGAAGUCAGCGCUCUCAGGAGGCAGACAAACCUCACAGAAGAAAGGGAGAGAAAACCUACAGUUGUGAUGAGUGUGGAAAGUCUUUUACCCAGGCUGGAAGCCUAAAAACACACCAACUCACCCACAGUGGAGUUAAACCUUACAGCUGUGACUUGUGUGGAAAGUCUUUUACCCAGGCUGGACACUUGAAAAAACACCAACUCAUCCACAGUGGAGUUAAACCUUACAGCUGUGACUUGUGUGGAAAGUCUUUUACCGAGGCUGGACACUUGAAAAAACACCAACUCAUCCACAGUGGAGUUAAACCUUACAGCUGUGACUUGUGUGGAAAGUCAUUUACCCAGGUUGGACACUUGAAAAAACACCAACUCAUCCACAGUGGAGUUAAACCUUACAGCUGUGACUUGUGUGGAAAGUCAUUUACCCAGGUUGGACACUUGAAAAAACACCAACUCAUCCACAGUGGAGUUAAACCUUACAGCUGUAAAUUGUGUGGAAAGUCUUUUACCGAGGCUGGAGGCUUAAAAACACACCAACUCAUCCACAGUGGAUUUAAACCUUACAGCUGUGAGUUGUGUGGAAAGUCUUUUAACCGGGCUGGAAACUUAAAAACACACCAACUCAUCCACAGUGGAUUUAAAUCUUACAGCUGUGAGUUGUGUGGUAAGACUUUGGCUCAAAAUAGCAGCUUACAGAGGCAUCUAGUUACCCACUCUGGAAUUAAGGCAUACAGCUGCGACUUUUGUGGAAAAAGUUUCAGCGACAAACACUACCGAAAUAUUCACCUGCGGAUUCACACUGGAAAUGAAGUUUCCUGCUGUGAUCAGUGUGGGAAACCAUUUACAACAGAUGCACAGUUACAACAACACAUGUUUAGCCACACUGAGGAGAGACCUUACAAAUGUGACCUGUGUGAGAAGACUUUUAAAGCUCCAAAUCAGCUGAAAAAACACCAACAGAUCCACACCAGAAAGUAACUCUACAAGUGCAGUUACUGUGAGAAGUAGAGCAACGCACAUGGAUCCAUUUCUCAACCCUGUCGUCACUGUGGUGGUGGGAAAGAGUUUCUCUGUGACCUUUGUGGAAAAACCUUCAGUCAUGAACGGGACCUAAAACCACAUCAACGUAGACACACUGGAGGCAAAAUGAACUACUGCAAAGAAUGUGGGAGAGGCUUCCACACACCAAGUACAUAUACAUGAACUCUUCCACAGUGGGGUCAAGAAGCACAUAUGUGACCAGUGUGGGUCAUCCUUCACCACUGCACAUGAGCUUAAAGAAAAAGCAUAAGGGAAUCCACACAGGAGAGACACCAUACAAGUGCAGACACUGUGACAAAAGCUUCUCACAAUCAGGUCAUCGUAACAAACAUGAACGUACACACAUGGAAGUGAACUUCAGCUGUGACCAGUGUGACAAGAGCUUCAGGAAUCUCAGUUCAUACUCUGAACACAAACGAUUCCACACUGUAAAUUAACUGUUUCACUGUUACCAAUGUGCAAAAACAUUCACUUCAUUAUUUGCUCUGUGCAAACAUCAGCCUGAUCAUGCAGGACUGAAAUCACUGGAUCAUAAUGAAUCUGAAGAGAGAGAAAGAUCCUCUUCUGGUUUCAGGGUCAGACUUAAAAACCUUGAGAUCAGGCUCCACAGAGUUCAGAUGGAAUCUCCUGUAAAGAGUGUCAGCUGAUGUCACACUUGGAUCUGAUGAGGUAGCUCUGAUUUCUGGAGCUGCAGUGAAUAAUCCUGAAUAUUACAUUUAGGAAGCUGCAUGUAUAGAUAUGUAUAUCAAGUUUAUGUUAUCUCUGUUACAUUUUAGUCUUUGUUUCCUUAGGACACAGUAGUGUUUAGUAGUUGUACUUGUUACUGUAUUAUUAAAGUUAUAGGAAUGUCUUUUUUUACCAAACUAAUAAACU